This is a messenger RNA of Xyrauchen texanus (razorback sucker), 1292 nucleotides long. RefSeq names its product eukaryotic translation initiation factor 4E-binding protein 3-like. The transcript is spliced from 4 exons. Gene Ontology annotation, cellular component: cytoplasm. The record is from RefSeq and is a predicted model, not a curated record. Gene Ontology annotation, molecular function: eukaryotic initiation factor 4E binding. NCBI's taxonomy places the organism in Eukaryota, Metazoa, Chordata, Actinopteri, Cypriniformes, Catostomidae. Gene Ontology annotation, biological process: negative regulation of translational initiation. The coding region runs from base 225 to 584 and encodes 119 amino acids.
AAUGUUUUGUUGAGUGCGUGGUGUAUGCAUGAGGUAGAGAGAAAACGUGGUCGCGGAGAAGCCUAGCAUUUUAGCUAGUUUGCGAGUGUGAAUGUAGUGCUAUACAAGCUCAGAUAUUUAGUAUUAUUUUGUAUGUUGUCAAGUUUGCCAGAAAGGGAGAAGGGUGCAGAGGCACGAUUUGAUAAAGGCAGCUUCUUACGUUUGUGGCCAGAAUAGUGUUCAAAAUGUCCAUGGGCGGCCAGAAGACCACCAGUCAGGCAAUUCCGACCACCAGACGAGUUACAAUCAACGAUGCAGCCCAUAUGCCUCAUGAUUACUCUACAACGCCUGGAGGGACUCUGUUUAGCACGACUCCCGGAGGCACCAGGAUCAUUUAUGAUCGAAAGUUCCUGCUGGACUGUCGCAGCUCCCCAUUGGCCCGCACACCACCCUGCUGCCUCCCUGACAUUCCAGGAGUGACCAGUCCCCCCUCGGUCACCAUGAAAAAUAACAAGGCCUUCCCCAAACAGACUGUCAACAAUAACAUCAGCCCCCCUGCAGACAAGAAUGCAGGUGAAGAUGCCCAGUUUGAAAUGGAUAUCUAAUUACAGAGGACCUGCUACGCAAAGAAGGCGACGACUGUAACAAAUAUUACUGUGAUGAUAACUGUUCCCUUAGAGGAUAAAUGCACAGAACAUUUCUCCCAUGUCAUCUUUCUUUUUCCAUUAUGUACUGUUCUAUUGGUAUUUUCUUUCCUUGUAUUGAUGCUGUCGCUCAAGACACGCAAAAGCCAUUGCUUUUGAUUCUCUACAUCAGCUAACACUGUUGUGCCUGAAAGAGCCACCAUCUCGGAUGUCAGAUCAGCGCAUCCCAAGCACAUUGACGCAGGCAAUCCUGCCCAGCUCUACUUCUGCCUAAGACAUGGGGGACACCUUAAAGUCCAUGAUGUGACAUUGUUUGUUUGAUACUGAUUGUUUGGGUAGUUUUGCAAAAUGACCAGUUUCUUGGUUGUUUUUUCAUCAAGUUAUUAUGCAAGAAAUCCAGACAAACUCAAGCUCAAAUGCCAGCUUCUAUAAAUUUAGCAUACCAUGAUAAAAUUGACCGCUUCCCAUUUGGCAUUGAUAUUUUACUUUGUAGUAGUAAAAACAAAUGAUUUAAGUUAGUCUUAAAGAGUAUUUUCACCUGAAGUGUCAUUUAACAGAAUGUAAAAUGACUUUUUUUUUUUUUUUUUCUUCUGUGAAAUUCUCUAAACUGCCCUAUUAUUCCUGAAGAGACAUUUAAGCAUUAAAAUAAAAUCAACAAACACCAGAGAA